Molecule: messenger RNA, 1729 nt
Organism: Colius striatus (speckled mousebird)
Lineage: Eukaryota; Metazoa; Chordata; Aves; Coliiformes; Coliidae
Gene: DND1
Product: DND microRNA-mediated repression inhibitor 1
Exons: 4
Coding region: 71-1267 (398 amino acids)
Biological process (GO): mRNA stabilization; negative regulation of miRNA-mediated gene silencing
Cellular component (GO): nucleus; cytoplasm
Molecular function (GO): mRNA binding
Source: RefSeq, a predicted model, not a curated record
GGGGCCGGGGGCGGCUCUUCCUUCGCUUCCUCGCGGGCGGUGCUGGAACCUUCCAGACGCGGCGGUGGCGAUGGAGGCCGAGACGUGGACCAACAGCGUCAACCAGGCCAACAAGCUGGCGCUGCUCGCCUGGGCACGGGAGACCGGCAUCGACCUGGUGCAGGUCAACGGGCAGAGGCGCUACGGGGGCCCCCCCGCAGGGUGGGUUGGCGACCCGCCGCCGCCCGGCACGGAGGUGUUCAUCGGGAAGCUGCCGCAGGACGUGUACGAGGACGCGCUGAUCCCGCUGUUCCAGAGCGUGGGGAAGCUCUACGAGUUCCGCCUCAUGAUGACCUUCAGCGGGCUGAACCGCGGCUUCGCCUACGCCAAGUACAGCAGCCGGCGCGGCGCCAGGGACGCCGUGGCCUCCCUCAACAACUUCGAGGUGCGGGAGGGCUGCGCCAUCGUGGUGCGGCGCAGCACGGAGAAGCGCGAGCUGAGCGUGGACGGGCUGUGGGCCUGGCUGCGGCCGCGGGAGCUGGAGGCCGUGCUGCGCCGCGCCACGCCGGGCGUGCUGCGCCUGGCCCUGCACGCCAGCCCCGGCCGCCGCCGCACCCAGCUCGCCGUGGUCACGUACAGCUCGCACCACGCGGCCGCCAUGGCCAAGAAAACCCUGAUGGAAGGGAACACGCGGCUCGGUGGGGCAGAGAUGACGGUGGAGUGGCUGAACCCCAGCCUGAAGCAGAAGCUGCAGCUGUGUGAGGAGAAGCCGCUGCCGCCCGCCCAGGGGCAGGGGGACAAGCACCGGCGGGUCCCCGCGCUGGUGCCCCCGGUGCCAGGCAGCUCACGGCAGCCCCCCGGCGCCCUGGAGCAGCUGAACGCCCUGUGCCGCAGGCAGCACCUCGGCGCCCCCCUGUUCCUCACCAGGUGCCUGCAGGCACACCCCAACGGCUGGCUGCAGCUCUGGUGCCGGGUGGUGAUCCCGGGCUGCCCCGUGCCCUUCAGCAGCCUCACCUGGGUGCGGCAGGACGGCCCCGACGGGAGCUGGCACGAGGAGGCCAAGGCUGCCGUGGCACUGCAGGUCCUGCGGCUGCUGGGUGAGUCCCCUCGCCACGGCCGUGCCACCCCUGCACCACCCAGGGGCCUGGCAUGGGGAGCUGGCGAUGCCUGGGGCUGGAGCACCCUCUCUCCUGCCAGACCAGCCCCCCUGCAGCGGGAGCUGCGGCUGGAGGCUGCAGGGAGGCUGCUCGAGGCGUUCGUGUCCCCCGCAGGGUUCCUGCUGACGUAGGCGGCCGCUCUGCACGGACCACGAUGUGAACCUGAGCCACCAGCUGGGUGCCACCGGCCAUGGGAGCCCCCUGGGGGCCCUGCUCCUGUUACAGUUGUGCUUUCAGGUUGUUUGGGUUUGGUUUGAGGUGGUUCUGGAGGAAAGGGGCUGCUCUAGGCUGGGCUGUGGCAGCUGCCCUGUCCCUGCUCAGCCUCUGCAGACAGCUCUGGUUUUGGGGACUGUUGUUUUUGGGGGGUGUAGGUUUACCUGCCCAGUUUGUCUUCUUUUCAAUUGGUUUGUGUUGCUGUGCCGUGGCUCAGAGGCUCGCUGGAGGGGGUGGGAGAAGCAGCAGCUGCCUGUAGAGGCUGCCAGUGCCUGAGAGGGCUGCCUGAGCUCUCUGGGUGAUUCCUCCUGAGGAGCAGCCUCGGGUGAGGACGAGGCCAUGCACGGGCCUGUCCUGCUGAGCAGGGGAUGUGCUGUAGC